UCACGUGUUCGUCUGGGCGCACUUUUCCCCUCUCCAUCAGGACCCGGAUCAUGUUGCUCCUGCUCGGACCUGUGACCGGAGAACUUGAGGGGCUCCUCGGACACCUCUCAGGCUGGACUCCACUGGUGUGAUGAACGCGGGGACCUUUCGUGUUUACCGUGACGCAGGACAGCCGCACCGCACCGCACCUUACCGCACCGCACCUUACCGCGCACGCUUAUUGCGAGAAGCCAAUAAAGCGCGUCACUGACUUCUGCGAUGUGUAAACACUCAGCGCUGACGUGAACAUGCCUUCACUGUGGUGACCAGUCUGGCACACUGAUCCCAGAGAGGAGAUCCGCGUAGUCGAACCGACACCUGCAGGUGAGCCGGAGCGUCAGAGAGCUGCUGUUAGGAGGAAUUUGCCGCUUGUCUGUGAGAAUCAGGAGCAGCUCUAAUCUGUCGCUGCACGAACUGAAAAAGUGGAUUUGGAUAUAAUUGAUCUUUUAAUGUUUUAAUGGAUGCUGAUGUGGAGCUGGAUCGAGUCCCAGCGGAGGAAAAUGUGUCAGUGAUGUGACAAACAGCUGGAGACAGAAAACAUCUGUUUGACCUGUGACACCGACAGAGAGGAAACACCUGCUCCAACUGCGGAGAGAGAAAAGGUUUGUGGAACAAUGUGAAGCUGCUGCGACCCUGGAGCUCUCCUCAGACAUGUCUGACAAAUGAACCUGGACCAUAGGAAACCCCCGGGUCAGCGUUCAGGUUGGGUAGGCCUCCUCCCUGUGGAUUUCCCAGGCCCUUGUUGACGGGGGACUCCAUGAUCAGGCCCAUCUUAUCCUCGCCACAUCACGCACGACCACCGCUUCAGGAAUCAGCCUGUUGAUUGUUCAAUCAUACCACCGCUCUCUUUCUCGUCUGCUCGCCUACACGAAGAAUGGCGAGGGGUUUGAAAGCCCCGAGGGUCACCAGCCACUGCUUCCUAUCGCUGCUGAUGCUUAAGAGCUACUGGCUGCUUGGUUUGGCGUCUCAAAAGCCUGCAGUCCCUGCAGACUCCCAGCAGCCACAGCAAGAGUACGCCCAUUCAGUCCGGCUGGACGGUGACAUCAUCCUGGGAGGCUUGUUCCCUGUGCAUGCUCGUGGCGAAAGGGGCGUUCCCUGUGGCGAGCUAAAGAAGGAGAAGGGCAUCCACAGGCUUGAGGCCAUGCUAUUUGCCAUCGACCUCAUCAACAAGGACCCAGAGCUGCUGCCCAACGUGACACUUGGUGCACGCAUCCUGGACACAUGCUCUCGCGACACCUACGCCCUGGAGCAGUCGCUCACCUUUGUCCAGGCACUUAUCGAAAGGGACAGCACUGAUGUCCGCUGUGCUAAUGGAGACCCGCCCAUCUUUGCUAAGCCGGAUAAAGUGGUGGGUGUCAUCGGGGCAUCGGCCAGCUCUGUGUCCAUCAUGGUGGCCAACAUCUUACGACUGUUUAAGAUUCCUCAGAUCAGCUACGCCUCCACGGCCCCGGAGCUCAGCGACAACACGCGCUACGACUUCUUCUCCCGCGUGGUUCCUCCGGACUCCUACCAGGCUCAGGCUAUGCUGGACAUCGUCACGGCGAUGGGCUGGAACUACGUGUCCACGCUGGCCUCCGAAGGAAACUACGGAGAGAGCGGCGUCGAGGCCUUCGUCCAGAUCUCCAGAGAGACGGGUGGGGUUUGUAUUGCUCAGUCCCUGAAGAUUCUUCGGGAGCCGAGACCCGGCGAGUUCGACAAGAUCGUCCUGCGUCUGAUGGAGACGCCCAACGCCCGCGCUGUUAUCAUGUUCGCUAACGAGGACGAUAUCAGGAGAAUCCUGGAUGCUGCCAAGCGUAACAACCUGACAGGUCACUUCCUAUGGGUGGGCUCUGACAGCUGGGGCUCCAAGAUCUCCCCGGUGGUCCAGCAGGAGCGAGUGGCCGAGGGCGCCAUCACCAUCCUCCCCAAGAGGACGUCAGUGGACGCUUUUGACCGUUACUUCAAAAGUCGCUCCCUGUCCAACAACAGAAGGAACGUCUGGUUCGCCGAGUUCUGGGAGGAGAACUUCAGCUGCAAGCUCGGGAUGCACGGCAAGAGACCCGGCAGCCCCAAGAAAUGUACAGGUCUGGAGAAAGUGGGCCGUGACUCAACCUACGAGCAGGAGGGAAAGGUUCAGUUUGUGAUGGACGCGGUGUACGCCAUGGCCCAUGCUCUGCACCACAUGCACCGCGAGCUCUGUGCCGGAUACCCCGGCCUCUGCCCCCGCAUGGCCAACAUCGACGGCAAGGAGCUGCUGGCCCACAUCCGCGCUGUCGGCUUCAACGGAAGUGCAGGGACUCCGGUCACCUUCAACGAGAACGGCGACGCUCCCGGACGCUACGACAUCUUCCAGUAUCAGAUCAACAACCAGUCGAUAGCAGAGUACAAGGUCAUCGGGCACUGGACCAAUCAGCUGCAUCUAAACAUGGAGGCCAUGCAGUGGAGCACGGGCGACCCCUCGCUGCCGGCCUCCGUGUGCAGCCUCCCCUGCCGGACCGGAGAGAGGAAGAAGGUGGUGAAGGGCGUGCCGUGCUGCUGGCACUGCGAGCGCUGCGAGGGAUACCACUUCCAGGCCAGCGAGUUCACCUGCGACCUCUGCCCCUACGAGAAGAGACCCGACCGGAACCGCACCAGCUGCCAGCCCAUCCCCAUCAUCAAGCUGGAGUGGCACUCGCCCUGGGCGCUGCUGCCCGUCUUCAUCUCUGUCCUGGGCAUCAUCGCCACCACCUUUGUCAUUGUCACCUUUGUCAAAUACAAAGACACGCCCAUCGUCCGCGCCUCAGGGCGGGAGAUGAGCUACCUGUUGCUGACGGGCAUCUUCCUGUGUUACAUCAUCACCUUCCCCAUGAUCGCCGCUCCGGAUGUGGUCGUCUGCUCCUUCCGACGGAUCUUCCUGGGCCUCGGCAUGUGCUUCAGCUACGCCGCCCUCCUCACCAAGACCAACCGCAUCCACCGCAUCUUCGAGCAGGGCAAGAAGGCGGUGACGGCGCCACGCUUCAUCUCCCCGGCCUCCCAGCUGGUCAUUACCUUCUCACUCAUCUCCGUUCAGCUACUCGGAGUCCUCAUAUGGUUCAUCGCAGAUCCUCCGCACACGUUUGUGGACUACGGUGAGCAGCGCACGCAGGAUCCCGGGAACGCGCGCGGCGUCCUCAAGUGCGACAUCUCGGACCUGUCGCUCAUCUGCUCCCUGGGAUACAGCAUCCUCUUGAUGGUCACAUGCACUGUUUACGCCAUCAAGACACGCGGCGUGCCAGAGACCUUUAACGAGGCCAAGCCCAUUGGAUUUACUAUGUACACCACCUGCAUCAUCUGGCUCGCCUUCAUCCCCAUCUUCUUCGGCACGGCACAGUCAGCUGAGCGGAUGUACAUCCAGACGGCCACGCUGACCGUUUCCCUCAGCCUCAGCGCCUCCGUCUCUCUGGGAAUGCUCUACAUGCCGAAGGUGUACAUCAUCAUCUUCCAUCCUGAGCAGAACGUCCCCAAACGCAAACGGAGCUUCAAGGCCAUCGUCACCGCCGCCACCAUGACCAGCAAGCUGUCGCAGCUGGCGGCCGAGCGGCCAAACGGUGAGGUGAAGACCGAGCUGUGUGAGGGUGUGGAGGCCAACGUGCCUCCAACAAAAAACACCUACGUCAGCUACACCAACCACGCCAUGUGAACAACUUACUCCUUCAACGCGAAGAGGUGACGGAGACAAAAAUGAGAAGAUUCCUGUCAGAGUCAGAGGAGACGUCGCCGGAGUCAGAACUGAGGUGCUCUGAACAAUGUGAAGAAUGAGAAGGAACUGAAUCAACACAUCUGUGGUGUUUUUAAUGUUUACAGAAGAAAGGGAACUGGCCUGAAUGGCGCCAAAAAACCUGGAAGAAUCACAACUGAAAAAAACAUCCGAGAGGACGCAGGAGGAGGAUGGCACCUGGAAGGAUGAAAAAAAAGAAUAAUCUAUUAAAAGUCUUCAAGAAGAAAUACAAAAAAUAAUUUGUGGGGGACCAACCAUAUUUGUUGUGAUUCUAAUUGUACGUUUAAAAAAAAAAAAAACUUGUGGUUGUGAAAUUUCUGAUUCUUGUCUCAUGUCGUCCGUCCCGUCGACCUGCAUUAUGAGAUGAGUGCGUCGCUGUUUUUCGGCUAACUGAACGGUAGCUUUUGGUCGUGAAGUGUCUACAUGCCAUGGUUGAAUUGAAGCAUGCCCGUUUUUUUUAUACAAAUGAUCUAUUUAUA
This is a messenger RNA of Labrus bergylta (ballan wrasse), 4233 nucleotides long. It is a transcript of the gene grm8b, whose product is annotated as glutamate receptor, metabotropic 8b. Gene Ontology annotation, biological process: regulation of synaptic transmission, glutamatergic; G protein-coupled glutamate receptor signaling pathway. The record is from RefSeq and is a predicted model, not a curated record. NCBI's taxonomy places the organism in Eukaryota, Metazoa, Chordata, Actinopteri, Labriformes, Labridae. Gene Ontology annotation, molecular function: group III metabotropic glutamate receptor activity. Gene Ontology annotation, cellular component: plasma membrane.